Exophiala dermatitidis NIH/UT8656 is the source of this 1488-nucleotide messenger RNA. RefSeq names its product retrograde regulation protein 2. Gene Ontology annotation, cellular component: membrane. Lineage: Eukaryota; Fungi; Ascomycota; Eurotiomycetes; Chaetothyriales; Herpotrichiellaceae. Gene Ontology annotation, molecular function: transmembrane transporter activity. Gene Ontology annotation, biological process: transmembrane transport. The coding region runs from base 1 to 1488 and encodes 495 amino acids. The record is from RefSeq and is a predicted model, not a curated record. The transcript has 2 exons.
AUGCAUCAGCCUGCCCAAGAACAGCCUCUGCCUCUCCCUCUGGAGAAGGAAAUGCUUGAAAACAUCGAGGAUGCCGAAGUCGACAUCCAUAUGCCCGAGAUCCUGCGGGCUAUGACGGCCGAACAACGCGCCAAGCUGGAAAAGAAACUGGUGCGCAAGAUUGACCUGCGCAGUCUGCCCAUCCUGGUCAUUCUGUUCCUGUUGAACAUCCUCGACCGAAAUGCCAUUGCCAACGCCCGUCUCGGCGGGUUGGAAGACUCUCUCAACAUCGACGACGUCCAGUACCAGACCGCUGUCAUGGUCCUGUGGGCCGGUUACAUUGCCAUGAUGGUGCCGUCCAACAUGCUGCUCAGUAUCUUCAAGCCUAGAGUAUACCUACCUUCGGUCGUCAUCAUCUGGGGCAUUGUGUCUGGCGCCACGGGCUUUGUUCAGAACUAUCCAGGCCUGGUAGUGCUGCGGUUCCUCGUGGGUGUCACCGAAUCGCCAUACUUUGUCGGAUGUAUCUUUUUCCUGUCUUGCUGGUACACCAAGAAAGAGCUGCCCGGUCGAAUCUCCGUCUUCUAUUCGGGAUAUACCCUGUCAUCGGCAUUUGGCGGUCUCCUGGCUGCAGGCAUUGUGGAUGGCAUGGAUGGCCUGGGCGGGUACCGAUCGUGGCGAUGGGUGUUUAUCAUUGAAGGAUCCAUCACCGUUGUUGUGGCCGUGCUUGGAUACGUCUUGCUGCCCGACUACCCAGCAACCACCUCCUGGUUGUCCCCUGAAGAACGAGCCAUGGCCCAGUAUCGCCUGAGCCGCGAAACCGACGGCGACAAAGACGAGGUCACUGAGUCCGUCUUUGUCGGCUUGAAACAAGCCCUCACCGACCCCAAGGUGUACCUGCUGGUCUUCAUUCAGACCGCCGCAGUUGUCAGCAUGAGCUUCACCUACUUCUUCCCCUCCAUUGUCAAGACCCUCGGCUACGACAAGGUCGAGACUCUGCUCUUGACUGCUCCCCCUUACUUUGCCGCCUUCUUGUUCUCUCUGGCCAACUCCUGGCACUCGGGCCAUACCAAUGAUCGGUCCUACCACAUCGCCUUCGCCUGUGUCCUCUCCGCCUGUGGCCAGAUCAUCUCCAUGUCCACCCAUGUUCUCGGCGCUCGUUACUUCGCCAUGUUCCUCCAGGCCAUGGGUGCCUUUUCCGCCUUCCAGAUCAUCUUGUCCUGGGUCUCCUCGACCAUUCCCCGGCCCAAGGCCAAGCGUGCCGUCGCCUUGGCUCUUGCCACCGCCGUGUCCAACGCCACCAACAUCAGCACAUCUUACCUCUACCCGUCCUGGGAUGCUCCGCUCUACCGUAUGGGGUGCAUAGUGCUUACAGUAUCCCUGCUCUGCUGCGCCGCAGCUUCCUUGGCCUUGCGCUUCUGGCUCAAGAAACUCAACGACAAGGCCGACCGUUCCACGGGCAUCGAAGGGGUCGGCAAUGGCGCCGGCUUGUUUUUCAGAUAUGUUUUGUGA